Messenger RNA from Rattus norvegicus (Norway rat), 3428 nucleotides. RefSeq names its product EH-domain containing 4 (gene Ehd4). Lineage: Eukaryota; Metazoa; Chordata; Mammalia; Rodentia; Muridae. The coding region runs from base 22 to 1647 and encodes 541 amino acids. Gene Ontology annotation, cellular component: plasma membrane; cytoplasm; recycling endosome membrane. The record is from RefSeq and is marked provisional. Gene Ontology annotation, molecular function: protein-macromolecule adaptor activity; calcium ion binding; GTP binding. Gene Ontology annotation, biological process: protein homooligomerization; cell migration involved in sprouting angiogenesis; endocytic recycling. The transcript is spliced from 6 exons.
GGCAAGUUGUCGGGCGGCGGCAUGUUCAGCUGGAUGGGGCGGCAGGCGGGCGGGCGCGAGCGCUCGGGCGGUAUGGACGCGGUGCAGACGGUGACGGGAGGCCUGCGCUCACUCUACCAACGCAAGGUGCUGCCGCUGGAAGAGGCGUACCGCUUCCACGAGUUCCACUCGCCAGCGCUGGAGGACGCCGACUUCGAAAACAAGCCCAUGAUCCUGCUGGUGGGCCAGUACAGCACGGGCAAGACCACUUUCAUCAGAUACUUACUGGAGCAAGAUUUCCCAGGCAUGAGAAUUGGUCCAGAGCCAACCACAGAUUCCUUCAUUGCUGUGAUGUAUGGGGAGACCGAGGGAAGUACCCCUGGGAAUGCUUUAGUUGUGGAUCCCAAAAAGCCAUUCCGAAAGCUCAGUCGCUUUGGAAAUGCUUUCCUGAACAGAUUCAUGUGCUCACAGCUGCCCAACCAGGUUCUGAAGAGCAUCAGCAUCAUCGACAGUCCUGGCAUCCUGUCUGGGGAAAAGCAGCGCAUUAGCCGAGGGUAUGACUUCUGCCAGGUCUUACAGUGGUUUGCCGAGAGGGUUGACAGGAUCAUCCUGCUCUUUGAUGCUCACAAAUUGGACAUCUCAGAUGAGUUCUCAGAGGCGAUCAAAGCCUUCCGGGGCCAGGAUGACAAAAUCCGAGUGGUACUGAACAAGGCUGACCAAGUGGACACACAGCAGCUGAUGCGAGUCUAUGGGGCCCUCAUGUGGUCUCUGGGUAAGGUCAUCAACACACCCGAAGUACUUCGAGUCUACAUUGGCUCCUUUUGGGCACAGCCUCUGCAGAAUACAGACAACCGCCGGCUCUUUGAGGCUGAAGCACAGGACCUCUUCAGAGACAUCCAGAGCCUGCCCCAGAAGGCUGCAGUGCGCAAACUCAAUGACCUCAUCAAGCGAGCAAGGUUGGCCAAAGUCCACGCCUACAUCAUCAGCUACCUGAAGAAGGAAAUGCCCAGUAUGUUUGGAAAAGAAAAUAAGAAGCGAGAACUUAUCUUCAGACUUCCAGAAAUCUAUGUUCAGCUGCAGCGAGAAUACCAGAUUUCUGCAGGGGACUUCCCUGAGGUCAAGGCCAUGCAGGAGCAGCUUGAGAACUAUGACUUCACCAAGUUCCACUCACUGAAGCCCAAGCUGAUCGAGGCUGUGGACAACAUGCUGACCAACAAGAUCUCAUCCCUGAUGAGCCUCAUUAGCCAGGAGGAGAUGAACAUGCCCACGCAAAUGGUGCAGGGUGGUGCCUUCGAUGGCACCACAGAGGGGCCCUUCAACCAGGGCUAUGGGGAGGGAGCCAAGGAGGGUGCUGAUGAGGAAGAGUGGGUCGUGGCUAAAGACAAGCCUGUGUAUGAUGAACUCUUUUAUACACUGUCACCCAUCAAUGGCAAGAUAUCAGGUGUCAAUGCCAAGAAGGAAAUGGUGACCUCCAAGCUGCCCAACAGUGUCCUGGGCAAGAUCUGGAAGCUGGCCGACUGUGACUGCGAUGGCAUGCUGGACGAAGAGGAGUUUGCACUGGCCAAGCACCUCAUCAAGAUCAAGUUGGAUGGCUAUGAGCUCCCAAACAGCCUGCCCCCUCACCUUGUGCCCCCCUCGCACAGGAAGUCCCUGCCAAAGGCUGACUGAGAGUACAGAGCUGGGAUGGGAGGGGUGGUGCCUGGGCCUGAAGUCUGCUCUGCCACUGACUUGCUGAAUGUCCUUGGCCAAGAUUCUGUCCUCUCCGUGACUCAGUUUCCUCAUAUGUAGGGCAGGGAGGGCAGAUUCUGGACACUAGAUAAUGUCCUUAUACCUCUAAAGUCCCUAAGUUUCUAUCAAAAUAUUAAGAAGACAAAAAAUAAAAAAAAAUUAAGAAGAGCAAUAUAUAGAUAUGAAGAUAAAGGUCUAAGAAGAAAAAGAAAUUAUCCAAAGAAUAUAGGUGUGACACAGGCUGGCGAACUCUGGGGACUCAGGGAGUGAGGAAGCUCAUUGGAGUCUUCAGGGCUGUGCUGGACAGUUCAUUACCAUGAACCUCUGUCCUUCACAGGCACUGAGAGGCGGCAAAUGACCUAAUUUAUUUUUCUUACUGUGUUUCCUGCUCUAGCUAGAGAGGGAACAGAGCAGAGAGCUUCUGCUCUCCACAGACUGACACCAAAGAGAAGACUGAUCCCCAGGUUUGAAAGAGGAUGUGCCAUGUCUGUGGGCCAUCUGCAGCCCCCAGCAGAGUAGGCAGCCAGGCCAGGAGAGCCAGUGUUGUCCCAGCACCUGCUGCCUGAUCCUGCCAAGCCUCCCGCUCAGCAAAGUCGGAAUUCACAAACUGUGGCCCCCUGGAAGACCUCUAGACCUCAAAUCACGCUGAAGCCCGGGCACUGCCUCCUUGCAUUUCAUCCAUAGGUUACAGCAGAGCUAAUUUAUCAGACGUAAGGAAAGAGACAGUUCCUGUCUGUCACUAAGUGUGCCCUUUGACCACUGAAUGUCCCCAAGGCUUUUGGGUAGGUGGUAGAAUUUAAAUUCAAUAAAGCCAUGUCUUGAUUUGUGUGGAGUCCCAGAGCCUUUGGACCCAAGUAAAGAGACCAGCCCCAUCCUGAGCCAUCAAUGGAAGAGAUCAGUGUCUUGGUAUUGAUGCUUUGGUUUGAUUUUUAAAGAAAAAAAUGCAUUUUAUUGUGUCCAGUUGUGUUUUUCUCACACAAUGAAGCCUGUGCAGAAAUCUCUCUGUAACACCUUUUCUUCCAAGCUAUACACUUCACAUCAGGAGUGCCCAUCUGGGGCCAGGAUCAGGCUGCUUCUGACUGCUCAGUGUUCUCUCCCAAGCCCUUGAAUUUCUCUGCCCCACUUAUUCAGGCACAGGGGCUGCUUCUACUGUACCCUGCUCUGUGGCACAGCUGAGGAGCACUGUCACCAUCACUGACAAAGCAGGAGUCACAGCACAGCAGUGACCACAUGGCCCAGCCCCAACAGCACCAGAAAUGAAUGAAUGUGAACCUUCACAAAAACACUCCAACCCCUAAUUGUUUGCCUCUGGCAACCUCAGGGUCAGAACCAGUGACAAGAGAAAAUGCUAGAAGCUCACCCCUGUUAUCCCAGCACUUGAGAGGCAAAUGGAGGGGGAUUACCAUGAGUUCGAAGCCAGCCUGAGCUACAUCCUUAGUGUUAUGGUAGUCUGUGUAAAACAAGAGUACUUACGUCAUCACUCACGUUCCCUAUCUUACUGUCUAAAUAAUUGCUCUAAGAGAAACAUGGUGCCCUUUACUCUGAAAGCAUGUUCUUACUAAUUGGACACACACAGGUGAACAUUUGAUCCUGGGGCUGUAACUGAAUGUGGGCAUUUUUGUGGUGUGAAGACCCUGGUGUCCACAGAGUGGUGAUGCCUUGGGGCUGCCUUUCCUCCCAAGUGUCUUCUGCUUUCUCUGCACAGUUGGCAUAUAUCUACC